Molecule: messenger RNA, 459 nt
Organism: Onychomys torridus (southern grasshopper mouse)
Lineage: Eukaryota; Metazoa; Chordata; Mammalia; Rodentia; Cricetidae
Product: putative KHDC1-like protein
Exons: 4
Coding region: 1-459 (152 amino acids)
Cellular component (GO): cytoplasm
Molecular function (GO): RNA binding
Source: RefSeq, a predicted model, not a curated record
AUGGAAAUGGAUGGUAUCGAUGAGAACGCCUGGUGGACAUUGCCUGAAAACUUUGGUGCUCCACUUGUGACUUUCAUAGAUGAAGCCCAGGAUUUGGUACGUGGCCAUGAAGACUUACACCUCAGAAGCAUUGAGCUACACAGCCACACCCUCAUUCAACUGGAGAGGUGGUUUAUAGCCUCAGGCCAGACCAGAGUCACUGUGGUUGGACCACUCAGAGCAAAGGAGUGGUUGGUGAAUAUGAUUUGGUAUGUGGGGAACAAGCAUGCUUACCACCAGGCCCAAGGUGAAGAGAUGUUGCAGCGAGUUUGGAACCAACCCCUGACCAACGCUGACUUCAAUGCCUCUUUCAGGCACCUUCCCAAUGUGCAGGUGCCCGAGGCACUGCCACCUGCCAGCCUACAGCAUCCUGCCCACCUCGGAGCCCAACAUCACAAGUGGCAGCACCUGGAUGCCUGA